CAUUCCAUUCCCCCCUUUUCUCUCCCCUCACACAGCAGCCAAGAAACGCUAGAAGCUUAGCUGCAGGAGUUUAGUGAGGAGUAAGAGCUGCGAGAGAGUGCGGUGGAGGCAAUGGAGAUGACGAUGGCGGCCGCGCCGAUGCAGCCGAAGACGGGGGGCCUCGCGCGCAGGCUGGCCAGGCUCCUCCGCCGCAAGCGCUCCCCGGCGGGGACCGGGAUGGCGUACUCUGUCGCCGGGGAUGAGUUCGACGAGUCACUGGACAGCUCCAUUAACUCACUGAGCAAGCUCAAGCUGUCCGGCAACCUGGCUGCCGCCUACUCGCUCGACGCGUACUUCAAGAAUGCGACGGAGAAGAAUGGCGCGGCGCCGCAGCUGUGCUCGGCGCCGGCGCCGGACGCCGCAAAGCACGCGUUCGUCGCGAGCCUCUUCGCCGGUGCGUCCGCGGUAAAGGCGGCGUACGCGCAGCUGCAGCUCGCGCAGCACCCCUACGAUGCCGAGGCGAUACAGGCGGCGGACGCCGGCUUGGUCUCGGAGCUCACCAAGCUGUCGGACCUAAAGCGGAGGUAUACCAGGGAUCCGGUCGCGGCGGCCAAGAACGCCGCCGCCCUCGCGGCGCACGCCGACGAGCAGCACCACCUCCUCCGGACCUACGAGAUCACGGCGGGCAAACUGGAGGCCGAACUCCGCGUGCGGGAUGCCUACGCGGAGCGCGCCCGGGCCGCGCUCGCCCACGAGCUCCACGCCGCGCGCGCGCUGGAGGAGCGCGUCCACCCGGGGCGCACCCUGGCCGCGCUCGACGACCUCCACCUCUCCGGCCUCAACGCCACCCACUUCGUCACCGCCCUUCGGCACACCGUCAAGUCCAUCCGCUCCUUCGCCAAAGCAAUGCUCGACGCGAUGCGGCCCGCCGGCUGGGAUCCCGCGGUGGCGACCGCGGCCGUGCACCCGGCCGCCCAGCUGAGCCACCCCGGCGACGCAAAGUUCGCGCUCGAGUCCUAUGUCGCGCUGAAGAUGUUCACGAACUUCCACCGGAGAGACUUCGGCCUGAGCUCCCUGCACAACCGGGGCUCCCACGACCGGCGCCGCUUCUUCGAGGAGUUCUCCGAGCUCAAGGUGGCGCCGGCGGCGUCGUUCGUCGACACAAGCAACCCGCGGUGGGGCGCGCUCGGCGAGUUCCUGCGGGACAGGUACCUGUCGCUAGUGCACGAGCGGAUGGAGACGUCGUUCUUCGGGCUGCCGGAGCAGCGCGCCGCCGUGUCCGCCGGGGACGCGUUCCCGCGCACCGCGUGGUUCGCCGAGUUCGCGGAGAUGGGGCGCCGCGUGUGGCUGCUGCACUGCCUGUUCUCCGCGUUCGACGGCGACGCGUCCAUCUUCCAGGUGCGCGCCAGGUCACGGUUCUCCGAGGUGUACAUGGAUAGCGUCAGCGACGUGGACGGUGCUGCGGACAGCGGCGGGACGGCACCGUCCCCGGCCGGGCACCUCGCCGUCGGGUUCACCGUCGUGCCGGGGUUCAAAGUCGGCGGGACGGUGAUCCAAUGCCGAGUGUACCUUUCCCGCCCGGACCGCCUGCCGUGAUGAGUUCGGUCUUGGGUGGCACACCGCAUUUCCGGGCCUUCUCAGAGACUACGGCGAGGUCCCCGGCCGUGGGGUUUAAGGGUGGCAGCAUUAGCAUUCAGCAUGUAGGUGCCCACCUGGGUAUGUUCCCACUUUCGUAUGUAUGUAUCAAACUAUGUAUCUACCUACCUACCAUGUGAUGCACUACCAAUGUAGUAGUAAGUAAUACUGUCUGAGCAUUCCAUUCCAAUAUAAAUCGCAUUGCAAUUUUGGUUA
This is a messenger RNA of Phragmites australis (common reed), 1830 nucleotides long. Its product is annotated as protein GRAVITROPIC IN THE LIGHT 1-like. The record is from RefSeq and is a predicted model, not a curated record. Gene Ontology annotation, biological process: negative gravitropism; response to red or far red light. The transcript has a single exon. Bases 112 to 1575 code for a protein of 487 amino acids. Lineage: Eukaryota; Viridiplantae; Streptophyta; Magnoliopsida; Poales; Poaceae.